CUGAUGGAUGAGGAUCGCCAUGACUCGCCUCAAAGAUAUCCCGAAUGAGAUCCUCACGAGUAUCUUCACACAUCUCUCUGACAUCAACCACUCCAGCAUCUUUAACGUCACUCUCGUCAACAAGCAUUUCAAACAGCUCGCUAGUCCUCUUCGCGUCCGUCACUGGAGCGAUGAAGGAUACUACGGCUACUACGACGGCGAUUCGCCAUGUCCACCAAUCUCAAGACUAGCGCUCGAACUCUUGCGCCAUCCUGAAUACCGUCUACAAGUCAAGACUCUAUCGUUUUCAUACUUUCAAAGUAUUCAUGACCGCGACGCGGCUCGCGUUCCCAUGAAACCCGAUAACCUCCAAAUGCUUGCAUGGGCAGCUGAAGAAGUCGUUCCGACACUAGCAGAGUCCACAUACCUAUGUGCCCGAAUCCUUGAAGACAACGACGACGCCAUUGCUGUUCUCGUCCUGGCCUGGGCAACCAAUCUGACAAGCCUCAGCGUGACGAUUCCUUUCUUCGAUCCGACACCAGGAUAUGAUGAAGGCCCUCUUGUUCUGCGCUUUGCAAAACAACUGGCUCUUCGUUUUGACAGCAAAGACCUCAAACCAAGUGCACCGCUACCACUGGCAAAGCUUCGAGAGCUCGAGUUUCGACAUAAUAAUAUUGAAAGCAUUGUUGCGCUCAAGUACCUGACACCGUUUCUCUAUCUCCCAAAUCUCAAGGACCUCAAAACGUACAGACUUGGUGAUCAGGACUACAACGAUCUCGAGGACAGUGUUCAACGCUAUAUCAAAGACAGGUAUUGCAUGCCUUUUCCGAAGGGUACCUCGUCUAUUGAGUCUAUCACUAUCGAAGAGACAACCUUAUCGAGUAAUGGACUCUCAGACCUUCUCGGAUCUUGUAGCAGCUUAAGACAUUUCUACCUCCACUUCUCAUUCGACCUUGAUGAGAAUGAGCGCAGCUGGAUAACACUAGCUAGGAGCCUGUUUCAUCACGCUGCAUCUCUGGAGGAGUUGCAUCUGUGUGUUAAUAACUGUGAUGUUGAGUGGGUGGGAGAUGCUGUUGAUGAUGCGGCAGACGAUUCUAAGCCCAUUGAUUUCAAAGAUUGCUACCACCAUCUCACAGGCCUCAAGGUCCUCAGCGUUCCGAUGCCUCAUUUAUCCGGCCACGAACUAUGGGUUUAUUCAGGAUCUCGAGAGGAAAGUCCUGUGCGGUUGCCGGGAUCUAUCCAGCAUCUCAGGCUCUUGGACAUCAACUUGUGGUCUAACGCACGACGUCUUCCCGACCAUGAAAUCUCACCUUUCUUGGACUUUGUUCUUAAUCUCGUCAGGGAGACGGGACCACAGGGGCGAUUGAGAAAUCUUCAGACACUGGAUUGUUCCAAGGCACUUGUGGACGACCCGAUGAGGGAAAAGAUACAAGAAAUUAAGGAUCUGGCAGAAGAGCGUGGGGUCAAUGUUUUAAUUCGCUCAUAAAUAACUGAUAUUAACGGACGGACCAUUUGUAUAUGAGUGCGAAUAAAUUACAGGACAGAUUCAUUAUCUAUAUAGUUUAUAAUCUUACAAGCUGAGAACCAAGUCCUUCAACUUCUG
Molecule: messenger RNA, 1582 nt
Organism: Fusarium odoratissimum NRRL 54006
Lineage: Eukaryota; Fungi; Ascomycota; Sordariomycetes; Hypocreales; Nectriaceae
Exons: 1
Coding region: 8-1465 (485 amino acids)
Molecular function (GO): protein binding
Source: RefSeq, a predicted model, not a curated record